AUGAGUACCGACCCCCAGGUUGUUGUCGACGAGGAGCAACCAAAACCUUGGUAUGCUGCCUACCCCGCUCAGAGAAAUUCUGCCUCGUGGAUCACGAAACAAACAUUGCUUUCGUGGAUGGAAAAGGGAAAAAUCGCCGGAAAAGACUUCAUCCUAGUUGACCUACGCCGAACUGACUUCGAGGGAGGAACCAUUCAUGGAUCGAUUAAUUUGCCUGCUCAAUCUCUGUAUCCCACUAUUCCUGCUUUGUAUACCCUGCUCUCAAACGCAGGAAUUGCCAGUGUGAUCUGGUUUUGUGGGUCAUCAAGGGGGCGUGGAUCGCGAGCUGCUGGUUGGUUCUCUGAUUAUGUUCAGGACCAGAACGACACCAAAAUGAAAAGUUACGCUCUGGAGGGAGGAAUCAAGGGCUGGGCCACUGCUGGCGAGGCAUUUGUCAAGAUGAUGGAUGAAUAUGAUGCUUCCGCAUGGACCUCAGAAGAAAAGUAGUUUGAAUUGGCUUAUGCGACGAAAGGGAUUGGUG
Molecule: messenger RNA, 520 nt
Organism: Hyaloscypha bicolor E
Lineage: Eukaryota; Fungi; Ascomycota; Leotiomycetes; Helotiales; Hyaloscyphaceae
Product: Rhodanese-like protein
Exons: 3
Coding region: 1-486 (161 amino acids)
Cellular component (GO): nucleus; cytoplasm
Molecular function (GO): protein tyrosine phosphatase activity
Source: RefSeq, a predicted model, not a curated record